Angiostrongylus costaricensis is the source of this 1158-nucleotide messenger RNA. Lineage: Eukaryota; Metazoa; Nematoda; Chromadorea; Rhabditida; Metastrongylidae. The record is from the annotation of a GenBank genome assembly.
AUGACAUACAAGAGAGCUCCAUGUAUUCCUGACGGCAAUGUAACCAACAUAAUCUACUGCGUCGGCGAGAACCUGCGUGCCUAUUCGGGUGGGCCGCCAAAGAAGAUCCCCCGUAGCCUCAGCAUUCGCCCGCCGUCCAAUACGCAACUCUGGUUCCAGACUCUUAAAGACGCACUGCAACCCCCUGUAAGCCGAAAUGAUCCGCCAAAUGCUGAGCGAGCACUGGAAUUCGCUGAACUUUACCAGGUUUUAAGCGAGAAAGUGCUUGGGUCUGGGCAAUUCGGCACAGUCUAUAAUGCAAUCCAGCGACACACAGGAGUCGAAGUGGCUGUGAAGGUAAUCUCGAAGGAACGUUUCUCAAAAAAAGGAAAUGGUGUGGAGUCAAUGCGAGCAGAGGUAGCGAUUCUACAACGCGUCUGCCAUAGUGGAAUCGUCCGAUUGGAAUUCAUGUGCGAGACCAAGGACAAGAUCUUCGUUGUGAUGGAGAAAAUGAACGGCGAUAUGCUUGAGCUAAUUCUCAGUCAGGCAGCUGGUCGUCUAGAUGAACGUGCAACUCGCUUCCUGCUCGUUCAGAUCCUGUCUGCCCUUAAAUAUUUGCACAACCAAGGAAUUGCUCACUGUGACUUGAAACCAGAGAACGUCCUCCUCUCAGAGAUGAAUACGAACUUCCCACAGACGAAAAUCUGCGACUUUGGAUAUGCCAGAUUCAUUGGUGAAUCACAGUUCCGAAAGACAAUAGUUGGUACGCCAGCUUACCUACCACCCGAGGUUCUGCUUAGGCAAGGCUACAACAAGUCCCUGGAUAUGUGGUCGGUCGGUGUUAUCAUAUAUGUCACAUUGUCAGGCACAUUUCCUUUCAAUGAAGGAGACGAGAUAGCUGACCAGAUCCAAAACGCUGCAUUUAUGUUUCCGGCUGAACCUUGGGCAGAAGUCUCACCAGCUGCUAUCAACCUAAUUCAGCAACUCUUACGGGUAAAGAUCGAUGAGCGCCUUACUAUCGAUCAAUGCUUGGCACAUGAAUGGUUGAAGGGUGAGCAGCUGUAUCACGACCUAAGAACUCUAGAAUUGCGACUUAAGUGCCAAAGAUAUCUCACCAAUCCGGCCGACGACGAAAAGUACAAUGAAUACCUCCAACAGCGACUUGUGCCUGAGUUGUGA